ACACCGUGCGGCCCAACACACUCACACCUGCGACGUACCCCGCGGUGUGCUCGUCCGUGUGCGGACGUCUCCUCAGUGUUGUUCCCCCUUUGGCUCACCUACCUACCUACCUAUCUACCUACCUACCUACCAACCUACCUACCUACCUACUUACUAAACCUACCCGCCAGCCUACGAAUUCAGUCUCCCCGCCCAAUCGACAGUACCCACGACGGUAUAUGCCUGCGUGUCUGUUGACUUGUAUACGCGCGUCUCACCACCGGAGUGUGCACGUGUGUGGGUGUAUGGUGCGUGUCAGUGUGUCCGUGUACGGCAUUCAUACGCGGCAUCGGCCGCUUUACACACCGUCACACGGCUUACUCACCACCGUACAGACCACACUCCGCUCUCGUCGCGUCUCACGAAUCUCCUCCGCGAGCGCUCUCGGUUCUCGCUGAUAUUCCGCUUCGUCCGCGGCAGGAAGGAGCAGGAGGAGGAGGGGGGAUAUCACACGCCUCGAGAGAGGACCUGGACAACGGAGCACGGGCACCAAACGAUCGCCGGACGGUGGUGAGCAACGUGGUUGGCUCCUUCCGUCGCUCCCGAGAGAGAAACCGACAGUCAGGACUCGGCUGUCCUGUCGACCACGACACGACACGCGCUCAACACGCGUGACCCGAUUGAUCGAGCCUGCAACGGGAUUGAUUUAUUGCGCGAUCUCUCGGGAGACCGGUCGCCCGCACCCGACAGGAUCGUCGCAGAGAUUGAAACGGUCGUCGUUCAACGCCAACCGAGACGCGAGCGAACUCUAGUCAGGAAGAGUAGGAAGAGGGUGAUCCUCGCAGACAAGAAGCUGUCCGCGCUGUGGUGUGUGGCACUCGAUUCGUUUUACUCGAGAAGGGACACGCGUUGUGUGCAUCACGAACCGGGAGAGCGGGAGCGAUCGGAACCGUUAUCCAAGCACGUGGUCGGCACCACGAGGUAUCGAAGGAACGAGAAGCUUCCUGGUGAAUCGCUAAACUACUAAGGGGAGAUUCGACACAGAUCAGCGGGAUGUUUGUGCGGACGUUUCGAGAUCUCGCAACCUUGUAGAUAUCUAGGGCCGAUAUCUAGGCGCAAAUACGAAGGCCCGAAAAGGAAGAAGAAGGAGAGUGAUCUCGAGUGUGAGGAUAGUGUGUUGUUUGAAAACGAGUGCUCUUCUUUAUUCACAGCGCUUUCUGCUACCUAUUUUCUCUCUCUCUCUCUCUCUCUCUGUUUUUCUCUCUCCCUCGCUCCCUCCCUCUCUCUUUCUCUUCUAUCCCCUACAUCUAUCUUUCUCCUUGGAUCCUCUUGUGAGCACAACGAAGGUGGAAAAGUGUCACGAACCAGCGCAAGUGACGGAACGACCGAUCCCCUCGGCGUCAAGGUCGUGGAAUGACGUAUAAGACUAUCCCGAGCGGAGAGCAGGAGCAAGGCCGAGGGUGACAGAGACAGUGUGAUGAGCGGAUACCUCGGUAGCAUCACCCUGCCCCCGACGUUGCUGCGCGAUCCCAAGUAUCCUCCAGCCAUGCGGGAGAAGGACUCGAGCCCGAGGAAGAUGCCGGGCCACAUAAGCCCAAAGCAAGCCAGCAUUUAUCCCUUGAGCGUCCGCGUGCCAGACGUCGAGGAGCUGCCAUACGACCUCAGCCAUGGCCAUGGUCGCGGCUUGUCGAGCCCGACGAACCAACAACAGCAGCAACCGCACAUGAGCCCCGCGGCCAGACCACCGCAGCCUCAUCAUCAAGACGAGCUCGACUGCGAGCCGCUCGAUCUGCGCGUCGAUCACAAGAAGGAGCGGCUCAGGGACGAGAAUCAGAAUGAGAUCGAGGUGCUGAACCAGAAUAGCCUAGGCGGUAGUCUGCCAUAUCACACGGUGCUCUUCCCCCAGCAUCACGCGAUGCACCCGUUGGUGCUGGAGGCGAUGUACCGGUCACACCAUCACGGCUCAUCGGUGCCCGAUCUGCCAAAGAUCCAAGUCAGAGCGUUGCCGACGAUGGUGCCGCUGCCGCCUAACAGAUUCUCCUCGACGACCUCGUCGACCACCUCGCCCUCCUCGUCGCAACCGACAGCGAGGGCCGUCAGUCCGACCGGUGCUCAACAGUCGCAACAUCCGCAACAGAAUCAUUCGUCGCAGCAGCAGCAGCAACAUCAGCAGCACCAGCAGCAGCAGCAGCAGCAACAACAGCAGCAACAGCAACAGUCGCAACAACAAGGCUCGAGUCUGCCGCCGUACUCGAUCAGCGUGCAGGCCGGCCUCAAACCCAAGGACAGAUAUUCCUGCAAAUUCUGCGGUAAGGUCUUUCCCAGAUCGGCGAAUCUGACGAGACACCUGAGGACGCACACCGGCGAGCAACCAUACAAGUGCAAGUACUGCGAGAGGAGCUUCAGCAUCUCCAGCAACCUGCAACGUCACGUGAGGAACAUCCACAACAAGGAGAAGCCGUUCAAGUGUCCGCUCUGCGAGAGAUGCUUCGGCCAGCAGACUAAUCUGGACAGACAUCUGAAAAAGCACGACGCGGACGGGCCGACGAUACUGGACGAAGUCAGAUCGAGGUAUCAUGGUCAGCUGCCGAAGGCCGACGAGUCCUACUUCGAGGAAAUUCGCAGUUUCAUGGGGAAGAUCACGUCGCAACGGCAGGGGAUAUCGUACUUCCCGGGUCUGCUGGGUCACGCCACUGACGAUUACAGAAACGACAAACAGCAGUUGCAGUUGGAGGAGAAGCGGGACCUGUCGUACUUCAGCGACCGGGACAACCUCAGCUCGAGGUCGAGCGGCACGACCAGCAGGCCGGAGAGCGUCCAAGAGGAACAGAGGGAGGCGAACUCGCCGCCACUCUCCCCCGGCAACAACACCUGAGUCCUGGUGCGCGGUCAUUAGCAUGGUAACCCGUUAUCAGAAUGCGACUGGUUCACAGUCGGAAGAGAGAGAGAAAGAGAGACGUUUCGCCGAUUCGUUAGAGCGUGGUGGAGUCCGAGAGGAAGAGAGAAAGAAGAGGAAGAAGAGAAAGAGAAAGAGAGAGAGUGCUCGAUGUGUAUUUCGAGCCGUCGGGAUCGAACGAAAGCGAAAGUCUCGGGAGGGUUAUAAAUUUCCGACCAAACGAGACUCCACGACAACGAUACCGCCACGAAGAACUGCUAAUACUCGUGGUGAUCCUAGAUUAAUCCGAAACUAUUAGUGCACGAGGUAAAUCAUUCUGCGUAGAAAUUCCUCGCCGCGAGCCGAGAGAGCGUCAAAGAGAUGCCGACGGAAUUUGAAAAGACGAAAAAGCGAGAGCGAUCUAUUAAUGAAGGUAGAUCUGACUCGAGAGAUCGGCGGAGAGAAUCAUUUGCUCAAGACGACGAGCGAUACGUAGUCGGGUCAUCGUUUUCUAUAUGCUAGAUUUUAACGAUCGCGGGCUUCGAGAGACAAAUUCGUCAAACGACGAGCAGCCGACGAGAGGGUUCAGACGUGAAUCCAAUUCUCUAUGAGGAAGCAAGAAAACGAAUUGGAACGCGCGGUGCCUUGGAGAAACAUGUGCCUAACUUCUAGGACGUAUCGUCCUUCGAUCCUGAAGAAUACGAUCCGAUCGGAUCGAUAAUACGAAGAGCCUUAAUUAAGCUAAAUAAAUGAGAUAAAUUACGCGCUAGAUACCAUACUAGAUAAUUCUAGACUUAAACGCGUGUUUGAGCGAGCCGGAAAGUCACUGAGAAACAGGCAAAGUCGGUCGCAAUCUACAGACCAAUUUGCGAAGAGCGCGUAAGCCAUAAAAAGAACGUCUAAUAGAAUUCCAAUUAAAAGAGACAUGAGAUGUCUUGAUAUUUUACAAGAUUGUCUUGGCUGCAUAUAUUUUCACUUCUAAAUUUGCGGAGCUUCGUUUCAAUAACAUGAAGCAUUUUGUUAAGCUUGUUCUCUUCGCAGAUCGGACGAUAGGAUCCCAACGGACCGGUAUAUACAAAGUAUAGUUCAUUUACGCUCGCAAGCUGUCGCAAUCCUCUCGUUUAUGCACCGGGAAUUAUAAUUAUCUCUCUCGCGUAAACUCGAAUCUCGCUACGAUGUAAAAUCUCACUUUCAAUCGUGAAGAAAAAUGCAAGCUGCGUCGAAUGGUCAGUAUAAUCUGCAAAUAGUGAGAAAGUUCGGAAAGAACGAUAUCGCUCUGAAAUUACGUUGAAUCGCGCCGCGGAUUACGGCAUGACGCAUGACUAAUUUGCAAAGAAGAAAGACCAGCAUGGGAGAAUAAAAGAAAAAGCGCCAACGCUGUAAUUAAGGCCGUCGCGUCGAUCCUUUCGAUCGUCCCUGCACUUUUCCACCUUUCACGACGCAUUCCUCUCGCGCGAUCAGCUCGAAGCUGCAGAAGUUUGAUUUCUAGAUCGACGCGGCGUCAAGUAUCGUCCGAAGAAGUCGCGCGCGAUGUAUGCUCUCAGGUGUCGUCGAUUGGUCCUAUAAGUUCACAUCGAAUAUAAAAAAAAGUCACACAAUUACGAUAAUAAAAAUAAUCUUCUCAGACGCGAUUUGCCGCCUUUCUUGUCGGUGCAGUAUGAAAUACCCGACUUCUAAUAUUCGUAUUCGACAAAUCUAAUUUUCCCGCAUCCACAUAGUGUCUGGAGUACUUGAGUGCACGUCCAAGAUAGUGCAAUCCGACGAGCACCACGGCUUGCAAUCGCUGGAAGCGGUCGUGCACGUCGCAUACCGCAAGAUCCGCGCGUGCUCGUCGCGCGAACAUCGAAGUUCGAUGAUCGCGUGGCGCGGCGAAGAGGUUCGCAACCCAACGAGGCGGACGAAAAAGUCCUUUCGUGGAAGGAAAAGUCGGUGAGAGAACACGGGACGGAUUCGUAUCGGCAGAAAACGCGGCUCUGAUGGGUGAGCGCUCGAUUUUACGACCUAGAAAGUGAAUUUCAGCACUCGGCCAACUCGGGCGCAACUUCGGACGUAAUCCGCGGAUCGCGGCCCGCCGGGCCCAAUGAUCCGCUGAGAGGAGGCCGAUAAUAAAAUAGCGUUUAGAAAUCGAUGGGCGGAUCCGCGUCUUGCCGACCGGGCCGCGCGUUGGGAAAUAAGAACUGACGGAAGAGCUCGGAAAGUUCGUCGCACUCUGCGCGCCUCGGAUCGUUAAGUUUUUAAUCGGGGAAGCGGUGACGUGUCGCGGCUGUGCACCAGAAAUGAUCGUCGCGAAAUGAAAACGCGGAUACAAUGUUCUCUGAUCUUCUCGAGGCCGCUUAUUCUCAAACGCACGGAUUAUCGAAGUUCAUUGCAGUAUAUGUUCACGGAAAAACAGUAUGCUUGGGCCACGCAUCAAUCUGCUCGUGCCAAUCAGAUUCAGUAGUAAAAUACGGAACAACUAAUUACGUGGUUGCUGCAACCACAAGACAAUUGCCGAGUUAUUGGCGUUGCAGCAGCGACGAUGUCUGGUUGCUCCAAUCGGAGUGUAUCCAUGAUAAAUGUCACUCCAACCGAUUGCCACAACCAGAUCACGCGCAGCAACACUGAUGUAGUUCAUGUACCAAUAUAACUGAAUCGUAUCAACCAUAUACAUUUCCAUCACAAAGAUAACUAGAAUGAUGCAAUUAUGCUGCUCAAGUAUUCUGGCUAUGUGUACUUUUCUUUCAUCUCAUUAGAGUCAAUCGGGUCGAAUGCGUAAUUAAAAUUUAUCUUCGUUGAAUCUCUUAUAAUUAAAUUAAUCUAAAUUGCAAUUUCGUCAAUUGACGGAAAACACGGAAAACACGGAAAACUUAGCCGUUCUGCAAGCGGAAGAGAGACAUGAGGAAGCUGUUUCUCCGCUUCUGAAACCAGUUCACGUUCGAGAAAAAAAAGGAUCGCGCGAUUAUUAAUAUGCAAUUAUCGCAUUCGCACGCGGCGACGAGCCCCAAGAGAAUUAAUUAUCACGAAAUGGCCACGCGACGAUCCGGAUCUAAAUUACGAACUUUGAGUUGAUCUCUAAUUUGAACUUAAUUCCUUCGCUCAGAAAUUAAGUAACGGCAUAACGAUAUUAGUUUUUCCUUGACGAUUUAUCGAUAUUGAAUACGUCGCGUUAUCAUCUCGUCUAAUAUGCAUGAGACAUCAAAUUCUAAAAGAGUAUUGCCAGACGAGUGUAUUACCGUCAUACUAUAUUCUCGUGGAGAUCUCGCAUUAAGAUAAAAAUACCAAUGUUGGACACUAAUAACACUACUAUUUAACUCUAGAUAUUUUUAUGGUCUUUAUAAAACAUGAAUAUUUAAAGUUUUAAUAUAAAAUACACGCAGGAUGUCCGAUAAUCAAUGACACGUCUAUUGCGCGCAGGCAAAACUCAUUGAACACAAAAUUCUAUCACUUCGCAAACAACCAUGUAAAAUUUUGAGUGAUUAAUUGAGGAAAAUUAACGAAGGAUCGCGUGCGAUGGAUGCUGCAUGAUUGCGCGCGAUAAUGCACCAAUAUUCUUUACUUAAUGGCUAAAAAUCUACGUGGUUAUUUGCAAAAUGGACCUUUUUGUUCGAGUGCUCAGGUUUAUUGGAUGCCAAUGUUAUUAGUGUUCAGGACAAGGCUCAUUACGCGACUCGUCCGCUCUCGCGUUUGGGAAACGAGCAUAGAGGAGAGGAAAGCAGCAAGGGCGAUCCGCUUCGCACGAUGGACUGGUUGCCGGUAUUCGUUGCAGCGAACGCGUCGGGAAGCGAUAUAUAUCCGCCGACUCAGCGCGUUCGCGGGGCGAAUCAUUCCGACAGGCGCUCCUGAGCUCGAACGGUGCGAAAUCUCCCGCGAGGUUCCCAUCGACGGAAGACGUCUACGACGGCGAAGAAAGGACUCGAUCGGAACCGGCGUGGCGGGGCGCGCGCGUGGAAUCUGCAGCGUGGAAAAGCCGCGUGCUUCCUGCCGGCGAUGAUCGGCAAGAAGAGGCGAGUAAACGAGCGGAGCACCUUGGUGAACGUACCGCGGGCAAUCCCACACGGAUGAUGAUAUAUCCCCUCGUUUCCUGCGGACGGUCGCUCAAGACCGUACCUUAGGCGAAACGAUGUAAUCGUCUUCCGCUCCUUAAGUCAGGUGCAAAUUUAUCGGCACUUUCUAGUGAGCGUUCAAUACGCGGCUCGGCGCGCACCACAGGUGCAGAUUCCUCCAGGAGGAUCGCUUGACCUUGAGAUUAACCCGAUCGACGACUCAUGGUAGCAAGCAGAGUGCAACGCGAGGGUCAGAGGCAUAACGGAGCAUAAACUCGAUUGCAUAGAGAAACGAAUGAUCGCUUAUUCUCGCGACAGCUCAGACUGAAGUGGCCUCUGAAAUCUUUCUUCACGUACGCUGGGACUUGUACACUUCGGGGUCUCGUGCGUCCAAAGAUCUUACACAAGUACAACUCCGUUAAUGUAACUGAAUUUUCGGUUACUUACAGACCAGAUGAAAAGCUCGAUUAUAGCAACACAAAGAUUCCUGUAAAAAGUUCCUAUUCGGCCAGUUGUUCUCAAUUACCUCAACCGAGUUUCAAUGCAGCUGAAUGUUCAAAGUAUUUUCAAUCACAGUAACAAAGAUAUCAUUUCUUGUUAGCAAACUUUUCAUCUGGCCCCCAUCCAGUGUUACCCGAAUUGAAAUUAUUUCUCCGUGUAUUGCGGGAAAAGUCGCGUGGUCGCAGACUCUCGCGCGUCUGGUGCACAUGCGAAUAUUUUGCAUAUACCAAGACCCCACUUGGCUCGUACAAACCGCUAUCGCAUGCACGAGGGUCUUACACCUGCGGAAAAUUGAUACGUGUAAACCCCGCUAAAUCACAGUGCUAUAUUGGAAAGGUCAUGGCUCGGGCAGAUGCGUACAUCUUGAUGCCUUGGGCUUAUUCGUCUCACGGACUCCCUUAUUGAGGGUUCUUCUUCACGCACUCCGCGUUAUCUUCCCGAUGAUUAAGUACUUUUUCUCUUAUUACAACUAACUUCUUCUUUCCACCUUCAUGUUCUCUCCUUUCUUCGCUAAUUUUCUACUGCAUAUUCAUUUCGAAUCGAAAAGAAAAUCUCGAAUCGUCUUUGGAGAUCGUCGGCGCGCUCAAAGAGUUAAGCCUCGCGAAUGCGUUCGAAACUUGACCAGCUUCGCAAACAACGUCGGUGAGAAUCGCGGGCGACUCGUUGGCAUUGGAGUCGCGGAGUGGAAUCGUGCGGGAAAUACUCAGAGUCGCGGAUUGCUUUCGUCGGAAUAAUCUCGCAACACGCGAUACCACUAUUACAAGCGCGCUCGGUUUCCUCGAGUUCUCCGGAACGCACUUAAAAAUUCUGACCGACGAGCCUUAAAAACAAACUAAUCGCUUCCCGGCGCGAGUUUACCGCGCUUUCUAGAUCGUGCUCGACACCAUCGGAGCGAAAAACAUAACAAGUCGGGUUCAUGACUGAAAAUGUUAUCUCGCGCGAGUUCAAUUCAUUACGUGGACUUUGCAACCGGCGAUAAUGGCGACGUAAACAAAGCGUUUAUCCGGCUUGCUUCGCCGACCCAUCCGAGUCGGUACGAUAUAUGUCACCCUGUCACCGAGAAAAAAUAUGGUAAAAUAUAUGAGAAGUGCAAAUAUCUCUCGUAGAUACCACUUCUAUUUCAAUGUCGUUCAAUUUACAUCGUUAUCAAGCGAAACCAGCGUAAUAUUCUGACGGUAUCGAUUACCUAUAACGUCCAACCGCGGCAUGGGAAAUUGAUCCCGUCGCGAAAUUCCACCGAUUUCAAUCUCCUCGCGAAAAUCACUUCGCGCUCAUAACGAGUGAUAAUGAAAACGUGACAAUCAGCGUUAAGAUAAUGCACCGUGCAUUAUUUUUGAUAGCCUGUCCUACACUGGCGCACUCUUACUCGCGCAUUAUUUUAUCGAGACUCAAUAUGACUGGCGUAAAUAGCGGCAGAUUAAUUUAACGAUGACGCGGUUAUCGUCAGCCCGCCCGAUUACGACGGCAAUUUCCCGCAAGCCGACGUGUAUAUCGCCGUUGCGCCGCGUUCGCUCGCCGUGGAAACGAUUUAAUCCUUUCUUCCGGUAUGAUAUUGGGUGUAAAUUUAUCGGCACUUUCUACGUUGCGCGCGCGCGAAGGCGACGUACAGGUGCAAAUCCGACCUUGAUUAACCCGAUCAGUGAUUCGUAACACUGUAACGAGAGCCUGUCCGGCUCGAGAGGAUGACGUGAGCUACGAGUAGCUCAAGGUGCUGCCGAGUUCGAGAGUUUUGCAUCUGUCGGCAUCUGAGGCUUUUCCACGCCCUUUUCGUUUCAUCGCGGAGGGCGGACAGACGUACGGGCGUGCGGCUGGAAAACCGCUUUCUACGACGCGCGCGGAUGCAAAUGCGCGAAAGAUGGCGGCGCACGAUACUACCGACAAUGACUCGUAAACCGCAACAUUUUAAACGUAGAUCGCUUCCCCGGAGCGAUCCACUUUUGCUGCGCGCGACUUUCUGCGCGCGGGAGGAAGGAUCUAAUAAAUAACUAGCGGAUUGUUAUUUGAAUCGCCGCGCGGAAAGAGCGAGAUGCCGCCGCCGCCGACGACGACGACGAGAAUUUAAUCGCCGGCUGCGGAUCAAAAUUAUUGCGCUUUCUAAACGAUAAUACCUACGCAACGCGGGUGCUUUCAAGAUAGGAGCAACUUUGCACGAGUACUGCCUCACGGUUGGUUAGCGAAGGUCGAAGAACUCGCGCCGCGCCGCGGUCGUAAAGUGUCGGUGUAACUGUAGUGUGUAUGUAUAAAUCGCGUAGACCUUGUAUAUUUAAUAUUGCGAGAUUCCCGCGGAAAACUCGCCGAUCGCGCUCUCUCGUGUUUUUUACGAUCAUCUUCUCUCGUAUCUUCUCCUAUACCAUAUACGCGCUCGCUCGGUCCUACCGUCCAAUUCUUCAUUUUACUCUUAUUAUCGUUGUUUCGUAACACGGCCUUGCGAACGCGCGGUGACUAAGCUCGCACAAUGCAGAUCUCAGGUGAAGCCUCGAGAGGAUGGCGCGCGCGGACCCUGUUUUUCUCCUUCACACGUGUACGAUCGCAGCCGAUGGCCUCGGACUUCUCUUGCGUUACACUUUUGCCACGCCCCGAUCGAACGGGUAAGCUCAUCGCGAAAGUGAAACGCAAUAAAGGAGCCACGCCGAGCGAGAGUCUCGACAGACCGCGCGAAGGCGGAAGAGAGAGAGAGGCAGAUCGACGGGCUUGUCGAGACCAAGAAAAAGGGAGAAAGAGACAGGGAGAGAGAGGAGGAGAGCGAGAAAGGGAAAGAGAGAAAGAGAGAGAGGGAGGGAGAUGUAAGAGAUCCUAUCGAUCGGAACCUCGAGGCCUGGAAAUCGGUUUCCUCGCAGCAUCCCGCGAUCGUCGAGGAGUGCAGGCAGAUACGCUCGAUUCGAAUUUUCUCUCUCGAAACACGCGCCUUUGAUAAGCGAGUAAUUCAACGACCACGACGACGGAUGCUUCGAGCGAAAGUCAGUUUUUCCGUCGUUAAUUUAAGAAUACGCAUCGUGAUCCUUUGUUCUCCAUAAAAGUGAGGAAAAUAGUGACAGAGGGUCUUACGAAAACAAAACUUUCUAGUGAUCGAUCGACGUCUUUCAGUAUCUACUCACGCGCCAAGAGAGUCGACUCGUGCGCUCUCUUACGAUUAUUCUAAUUAUAGUACAAAGUCACAUGUGUCUCCGCAGAUCUCGCGAUAUGAUUGUCGAUAUUAGACGCGUGUCCAAGCAUUUCGAAAGGAGCCGCGAUUCGCUAACGAAUCCCGGUUAAUUCGGAGCGUUUCGCAAAAGGCGGCUCGCGAAGGCUCGGCGAUUGCGCAAAAUUCGUACCAUUUGCGAAUCUAACCCGGCAGACUUUUCAACCAGUUUCCUGUAAAACCAGCUCGGAUUUCUCGCCGCGCACUGCGCCUAUCCGCGAAAUUGCGUCAGCUUCUCGAGGGGCGAGGGCACCGCCGCGUCGCACCUCACGAUCUCAUCUCGCGGCUUCUCCCGCUCCAGUUCGCGUGCGUGAUUUCACCGUGUCACUUGCGUGUCCGCCGGUCUCGCACGCGCGACACUUUCAGCCGUUCGUUUCGUUCGUCCACCGAAUUGCGACAGCCGGCGAGCGAAAAUAAAAAGAAAAGCGGAAAGGAAAAUACAGCUUGCGGUCGCGCCGUUGGGAAACGUUCGUUUGAGCGUACGCCUGUGCCGCGGUGCUCCCCAGCACGCGAGCCUUAUGUUACCUUUCAGUCGUGAAUCAUAAAUUCCGACGACUACACGUAUAAUAAAAUGCGUAUCGAAGCAACGACCGUAAAUAGUAAGAAUAGCAUGUACGGCACUCACGGCUCCUGUGUAACGCGAAUCGCACACGUCACACAUGUAUACAUCACCUAGCUGUUAGAAUUCGUUUGUAUAUCGAGGCUCAAUCUUAUAGUUAAACGAAAUCUCGCCAAGAGAAUGAACCACCGCAAUGAGCAAUGUGCAAUGGGCGUCGUACGGGCUCACUGCCUCUCUCUCAAGCGUCCCGAAUUCUUCGACACGAAAUUAACUUUGCACCACACAAUCGCCUCCCAUCGGCAUCAUGCGCUUAUGUAGUCGCACGUGUAUAAUUUCAUUAGAAAUCACUCAUUUCGACAAUGCUCGCGGAUGUGGUGGCUCGACGAUAGAUGCUAUCGUUUUCUCGAGGAACGAUAUCCCCGUGCGGAGGCACCCGCGUCGUUCUAAAUAUAAUGAAGCACACAUCUCGUGGACCAAAGUCGACUAAUCUCAUUCCGCCAUUCCGACGACGAUACGUAACAUCUUAUUCCGAUCAGCUCGGUAAGCCCGGCUUAGAUCUGCAUUUUAAUUAUGACUCGAGACCUCCGUCAGGCUCACACCCGUCGCAAACCACCUCUCAGGCUUUACCGCAAUCUCAAUCGCCGCUAACGUCGAAUUCUAAUGGAACUAAUCGAUUCGCACGAGUGUUCGUACAACCCUCCUGUAAUUACAUAUAGUCAACUGCGCGCGGUAUGUACUAAAUAAAACAAGAAGCAACUUGUAAAAAGAGCUCUCUAAUUUUUAUAUGAGAUAUAAAUAUACGAUAUGAAUAUGCAUAGUUAAUAUAUACGUACAGAUAGAAAUAUAAAUCGUACCACCCACGAAUGUGAUUUGACCGAGGUUACCGUGUUAUACGUACUUACUAUUAGCCACGGAAACGGCGCCGUGUGCCGAGGAAGCUAUAAAGCGCUCGUUACCUUUAGAACAAGUAGUUUUUAAGGGACACACGCGUACAUAUACACACCGUUACCCACUGACACACGCAGAAACACACACCAUACACGAAAGUUUUCAAGCUCAGUUCAAUCCUACAGAUCCUUACGUUUAUAGUCAAAUAUAAAGAGCAUAACAAGCGCCAAGCGUUUCAAGCGGACGAACGAUCGUAGUAUUGUUUAAUAUUAUUACAAAGAGAAUGUGUUAUUUGUGUUAAUGAAGCUGGUCUCGCGCUGCGUUUCAGUUUUGUGAAUAAAAUACGACGUCUCCGUCUAAUGAACCUCAAUGGUUUACCGGAGAAAAAUGACUGAAAAUUCUUCGUGUCGUGAAAAUCUCGUUUCAAGUACCAAGCCUUUCAUUUACGGACCUAAUUGUAAAUAUUUCAAUUAUUUAUUCUUCUUCCUUCUCAAUUUUAAUUAUUUAUAUUGUAAGAAUUCAGUAUGUAGUGUCCUCCCUGGUGCAAAAGAAGGAGAAUUGUAACAUUUCAAUAAUUCUGCAAAUUAUAACUAUGACUCUUCCUUGUGUGAAAGGGAGAGGUUUCCAUUACUUAUGCGUGCAUAAUUCACGACUGAAGUUGCUCAGAUCGCCGAUUGAAAUUGCCGUUCGAAAAAUGACCCAUUGAAUUGUUCAAUUCUUCCCAUGACGCGAGAAGACGCGGUUGGCUCAUCGGACGGGAUGAUCGAGUAGAGACGACGUCCGUGAACGAUCCUAUAAUUGUUCGUCACUCCUAUUUUCCGUAUGACAUUUAUAGCUACGUAGUCACGCCUUUGUAGCACGACGAUGACUGUAUAUAUGUCAAUAUGUAAUAUUUGAGAUGCAAAAAUAUAUAUAUUAUAAUUCAAUAAGAGAACAACUCUCUUCGAUCGCUUCAUUUCAAUCGAAUCUUCCCUGCAAUUAAAGAUUACUAUGCAAGAACCACUUCCAUUGUCAACAAGCAGGAUAGUUCUUUCAUAUGUGAAAGCAAACAGC
Messenger RNA from Odontomachus brunneus, 13055 nucleotides. RefSeq names its product histone-lysine N-methyltransferase PRDM16-like. Gene Ontology annotation, biological process: regulation of transcription by RNA polymerase II. The transcript is spliced from 2 exons. NCBI's taxonomy places the organism in Eukaryota, Metazoa, Arthropoda, Insecta, Hymenoptera, Formicidae. Gene Ontology annotation, cellular component: nucleus. Bases 1457 to 2854 code for a protein of 465 amino acids. The record is from RefSeq and is a predicted model, not a curated record. Gene Ontology annotation, molecular function: RNA polymerase II cis-regulatory region sequence-specific DNA binding; DNA-binding transcription factor activity.